CAUCGUCCAUAGGCAACCCUUUUGUUGCAGUCGAUCGCACUGACAGAGAGAGAGGCAGCCGAGCUAAACGAGCAUUCCAAAAAUGGUGCAGCGGCUCACGUACCGGAAGCGUCACAGCUACGCCACCAAGUCCAACCAGCACCGCAUCGUCAAAACUCCCGGGGGGAAAUUGAUCUAUCAGACCACCAAGAAGAGAGCCAGCGGUCCCAAAUGCCCUGUUACCGGCAAGAGAAUCCAAGGGAUUCCUCACUUGAGACCUGCUGAGUACAAGAGGUCUAGAUUAUCUAGGAACCGCAGGACUGUGAACCGGGCCUAUGGUGGUGUAUUGUCUGGAGGUGCAGUUAGGGAGAGGAUCAUUCGAGCUUUCUUGGUCGAAGAGCAAAAGAUCGUGAAGAAGGUUUUGAAGAUUCAAAAGGCUAAGGAAAGGCAGGCGGAGAAAGGAGCCAAACAUUGAUAGUCGUUUGAAUGAAUUAUAAGAAAUGAGCGAGAUUUUGUCGUUAGGUUUUGUUGAUUGAUGAAUUUGGAUCUGAGAUUUGGGAUGCUUUUAUUGUUAUGUGUUGCUCGUCUACUCGGUUAAUUUCGUUUCAAUGAUAACUAAUUCCCUGUUUCUUCCUUUGUGAUAAUCUUGUUCGUUUAUCUUUAUCUUUUUACUGGUAAAUGGCAAUGCUUCAGUUUGUU
Malus domestica (apple) is the source of this 678-nucleotide messenger RNA. Its product is annotated as large ribosomal subunit protein eL34-like. The record is from RefSeq and is a predicted model, not a curated record. Lineage: Eukaryota; Viridiplantae; Streptophyta; Magnoliopsida; Rosales; Rosaceae. Gene Ontology annotation, biological process: translation; ribosome biogenesis. Gene Ontology annotation, molecular function: structural constituent of ribosome. Gene Ontology annotation, cellular component: cytosolic large ribosomal subunit; ribosome.